Messenger RNA from Bipolaris zeicola 26-R-13, 2226 nucleotides. RefSeq lists its product as uncharacterized. The transcript is spliced from 3 exons. Gene Ontology annotation, molecular function: lipid binding. Bases 1 to 2226 code for a protein of 741 amino acids. The record is from RefSeq and is a predicted model, not a curated record. Lineage: Eukaryota; Fungi; Ascomycota; Dothideomycetes; Pleosporales; Pleosporaceae.
AUGGCACUUUCAUCGUGCUUCGGAAGACGCAAACGCGACGAGGACCAGCGCCCGCUGUUGCCUCAGUACCGCGAUGACACUGCACUGCAGAGAGAGGUGCACCAGAAGCUGCACUCGUAUCAGAUGAUACGUGCACUUUCCAUGGGGUUCAUGCCAUCUAACGAACAACUCAUCAUCAACCUCCGGAGCUUGCUAUCUGCAGACAUCCUGAACCCAGAAAACCCCGAUCUGAGCGACUCUGGUCGUCUCCUGGUCAAGUUUACCAAACAAUGGCUGCACCAAUUCAUUGAUACCCUGAACCACAAGAACAGCAAGGACCAAAUCCAAGACUUUCUCUGGUACCUUUCCAAGUCCAGGGUAUCUGUAGAUGUGGAAGAUAUUGCACGAAGGGCGACCAGGUCAAAAGCAAAGGCCGAUGCUACUGCAGCCUACCACAGUCUGCAGACUGUUGGGUCCUUGCUCCUAACUAAUUCCGACUUUCGCAUCUUCCUCGCUGACCUGAACACUGUCGGCCGGGAAGUGUUCAGAGACACUGCUUUCACACUGUCAAACGUAUCCAAGAAGGCAGCCAAGAAGAUCGAGCCUUCACCAAAAGAACAAAAGGCACUCAAGGAGCCCGGUGCGGAUGAGGCUCUCGCACACUCCACUGAAGAGAUCAAUGACCAGCUUGCCGAGGUCGCCCAAGUUGUUGGCAAUGGGGUUGCCAAGGUUGCUAAGAGGGCAGACGUAAGUUUGGCCGAGAAGCUUCAGGGUGACGAGGGCGAAUCACUCUUGUACCGCCUGAAGAAGACAAUCACAAACCUGAGGCAAAAGAGGGAUUACAACGACUCCGUUUCGGUGCUCGCAACACUACUGAAGCGGUACGCGAUGGCAUACUCCCGGACCGUAGAAGAUGCUAUGGGUGCUCUCGAAGCUGACGUCGAGCCAAACCGAGAGAUGGAGAGGGCUGUCAAGAACUUUUGGACCUUCCUGAGCUCCUUUGGUGACAAACAAGAGUGGAACAAGCUCGAGAAUGCAUUCCAUAAAGUCUUGGAGCACUCGCGCAAAGAUCCCGAAUUCGAGGAUCUGCUCAUCGACAUUGGAAAUUCGCUGCAGAAGCUUCUCACGGACCCCGACUUCUUUGACCACGUCGACGAAAAGUUCCAAGAGCUUCGAAAGAAGGCCAAUGGUGUUGGAUUGGAAUCAUCGCUGCGUCAGGAUGUAGAUGCGUUUUUCGUACAAGCCCAGAGCACCUUCAUGGCUGUCACCCAGGACCAGGACAUUGCGAAGAUGAUCAACACGACCAUGAAGAUCUGGAACAUACUGUCGCCCCUACACAGCAACAUCAACGGCGAGCUCGUUCAAGACGCAAUCAACGUUUUCGUCCCUCUUGCCAUCCAGGCUAUUCAGUACAUCCCCAUCCCUCGUCUGGAAGUAUCCACACCCGAGAUCGAUAUGCUCCUGGAAAACUUGAUUAUCGAACCUGGUAAGACCGUGAACCACACAUCAUUCCUCCCGUUCCGCUUCCGAGUGGAGACCUACAAUGAUUUUGAACUUCGCAAGGCCCGAUUCCGUGUUGCCUCCAAGGCUACGUCCAAGUUUACCAUCAAGAUUGACGGUCUUUCGUUCCGUGCAGAUGAAGUUGGUUUCCUUCUCCGCGCACACUCUGGCCUCCUUCGCCUUGCCGAUGAAGGUAUUGCUUCGUUCCAACUCGACGAGCGCGGUAUCGAUAUUCAUUUGGAUGUCGAAGUCGGCAAGGAGAAGUUGGAGCAGAUUCUUACACUCAAGGCUGUCCGUGUCCACAUCCACAAGCUUUCUUACACGCUGCGCAAGUCCAAGUUCAGUCUCUUUGGCUGGCUUCUCAAGCCCCUGCUGCGCCCUGUUGUCCGCAAGGUCAUGGAGAGGCAGAUGGCCCAAGGUAUCGCUGAUGCAAUUCACGCCGCCAACCGUGAGCUCAUCUUUGCACGCGAGAGGCUUCGAGCGACAAGGAUCUCUGAUCCAGAUGACCUGAAGACGUUUGUCAAGGCUGUCAUCACACGUCUCACACCGGCUGAUGACCCCGACCUUUACACGAGGGUUGGUGUUGACGCACCGAAGAAGGGUGUCUUCGCUGGCAAGUAUGCACCAGGCAGCGUGGCCAAGCUGUGGGAGGAAGAGGGUCGUCGCGCACCAGAGCGCAUUGACGACUGGGACGAAGGCGGUUGGAGGAACGAUGUCUUCGACCUCCAUGCCAUGGCACUUUCCUAA